Messenger RNA from Lycium ferocissimum, 787 nucleotides. RefSeq names its product serine/threonine-protein phosphatase 7 long form homolog. NCBI's taxonomy places the organism in Eukaryota, Viridiplantae, Streptophyta, Magnoliopsida, Solanales, Solanaceae. The record is from RefSeq and is a predicted model, not a curated record. Bases 391 to 678 code for a protein of 95 amino acids. The transcript is spliced from 2 exons.
UUGACCGACGUGCUCGCUUAUAUCUUCUCAUCAUAUUCGGGGGCAUCAUGUUCCCGAACACGUCGGGUGCGGAUAUGAGCAUUAGGUAUCUACUCUUUAUUGAGGAUCUAGACUAGCUGGGAUGUUACAGUUGGGGCGUUGCUGACCUGGCUUACAUGUACAGAGGAUUUGAUCAAGCCCCUAUGGGCGAGAGGCUUGAGGUCGCUGCAUUUAGGCCUCUUCUUUAGGUAAUAUAUUUAAGUGUGUGUAAUAAAACGCUAAAUUUUUUUUUUCGAAACGACGAUUGAUAAAUAAUUUUUUUGAUGACUAUGACAGAUAUGGGUGUGGACUAGGUUGAGACCUUUUCAGCCCAUAGCUGCUCACCCUCCCGAUGACUAUGUUGCUGAGGAUAUGCCAUACGCGCGGAGAUGGUCGCGAGGCCGUACCAGAGGUGUGGAGACGCACCAUGUCAUUCUCCCGUUUAGGGAUCAGUUAGACCGCAUGACGGCGCCCGAGGUUUUCAUAUGGACGCCGUAUGAUCAGAUUUUGGGUCUGCUGCCGGCGUUUUGUAGGGUUGGUGAGCACAUGUGGAUGGCACGGUGUCCAUUGAUCCAUAUGGACAUCGUUGAGCAUCACGCGCCAGACCGCGUGUUACGGCAGUUUGGGCAUGUACAGAACAUACCCGCGGCUACGCGUUAGGAGCACUCCCACUAUACCAGGGACGAGCGUUCGAUCGACAAUGCGGCAUGGCGGGAGCGUAUGCACCAGGAAGUCGAUGCAUGGAACGCGAGGAUAACAACUCUAGCGG